AUGCAUUCCGGCCAGUGGGCGGAUCUCACUGCCGACAGAUCGGAGGAGGAGGCCGUGCGUGAGGUUUGCCAGCUGUCGGGCCGUGAUGAAACUUUCCGCUUUGCCGACGUUUUCGAUGUGGCACAUUUUCGGAAGGAGCUCCGGCCUCUGGGCGUGGAGCACACCGUGAGCUUCGACGACUUCUUGGAGCAAGGGGGUUCCAUCGACACUCUCUUCCUCUUGAACACCGCGUUUCAGCCCGGUGGGGCCUGGGUCCGUCGUAUCUUUGCAGAGCCGUUGCUCCACUGCCGGGACGAUGAGCACUUCAACCGAUUUGUGAAAGCCUUCGAUGGGCGCGAAGUCUUUGUGAAGCGCGUGAUCUGCCUCGCCGCAGAUGCGUCGAAUACGUCUGUCCAUCUGGAUGGGGAGAAGUUCGAGCGUGAGAUGCGAGAAGCACUGAAGUAUGGCAGCCGGCUGGGCUUUCAGUUGUACUUCUGGUCGGGGCCUGAAAGAACGCGCUUCAAGCUCCACUGGGGCCAGCUUGGUUGGCUCCCUCCACUCUGGCGAGUACUGAAGUUUCAUCCGCACAUCGAGCGGCUUGCUGAUGCCACUGUCCGCUCUUUCCAGCAGCCUGGACAUCCUUUUGUGGCCGUCCACUGGCGCUGGCGAGACCUAGAUGCAGGUGGGCUAAUGGAGUAUUACGAGACAGAGCUCGUACAACACUAUGCCAGAGCCGCCAUGCCGGAGGAGCUCUACGAAUCGCUCGUCUCGUGCGUGCCAGAGCACCUACACUGCGCAAACCUCUUUGUGACCCUUGGCGGCCCUGUCAGAUUCAUGUUGUGA
This is a messenger RNA of Symbiodinium sp. CCMP2456, 822 nucleotides long. The record is from the annotation of a GenBank genome assembly. Lineage: Eukaryota; Dinophyceae; Suessiales; Symbiodiniaceae.